This is a messenger RNA of Heteronotia binoei (common prickly gecko), 2550 nucleotides long. It is a transcript of the gene ASPA, whose product is annotated as aspartoacylase. The coding region runs from base 132 to 1115 and encodes 327 amino acids. Gene Ontology annotation, molecular function: hydrolase activity, acting on carbon-nitrogen (but not peptide) bonds, in linear amides; hydrolase activity, acting on ester bonds. Lineage: Eukaryota; Metazoa; Chordata; Lepidosauria; Squamata; Gekkonidae. The record is from RefSeq and is a predicted model, not a curated record. The transcript has 7 exons.
CAAAAAGUCAGUUUGCCCUAAGAGGUCAAAGACGCCUCCAUGGCUUGAGUCCCUCCCUGGGUUUGGCAGCGCAGGGUGUCUGUUCUUUUAGUGUGCCUUUAAAAAAAAAAAUUGGAGACAAAACCUCUUGAAUGUCGAAUGAGCAGUCCUUCAAGUCGCUGCAUAGAAUGACUUCCUCACAGGUUGUACGAGAAGUUCCCCUGAGAAGGACUGCUAUCUUUGGAGGGACUCAUGGCAACGAGUUGUCAGGGGUGUUUCUGGUCAAACGCUGGCAGGAAGACGGGACUGAGAUUCAAAGACCGGGGUUGGAGGUGAAGCCUUUUCUUGCCAAUCCAAGAGCCGUUGAAAAAUGUUGCCGGUAUAUUGACUGUGACCUGAACCGCGUUUUUGACGCUGAGAAUCUUGGGAUGAAAGUUACAGAGGAUACUCCGUAUGAAGUGAAAAGGGCUCAAGAAAUCAAUUCCAUGUUCGGUCCAAAAGGUAGCUGCGAAGAAGCCUAUGACCUUAUCUUUGAUCUUCACAACACAACAGCUAAUAUGGGCAGCACUUUGAUACUGGAAACCUCCAGGGACCACUUUACCAUUCAGCUGUGUCAUUAUAUUAAGGCUGCUUUGGCUCCAGAAACCUGUGCCGUUUUCCUGAUCGAGCAUUCCAACCUGAAAUAUGCAACGACCCGGUCUAUAGCAAAAUAUCCUGUUGGUGUGGAAGUUGGUCCUCAGCCCCAAGGAGUUCUUAGAGCGGACGUUUUGGAUAAAAUGAGGAAGAUCGUCAGACACGGCCUUGACUUCAUACACAUUUUCAAUGCAGGGACAGAAUUUCCACCGUGCACACUUGAGGUUUACAAAAUAACGGAGAAAGUCGACUACCCCAGAAACAAAGACAAUGAGAUAACUGCCAUCGUUCACCCUAACUUGCAGGACCAAGACUGGCAGCCUCUCAACCCAGGUGAUCCGAUGUUUUUGACUUUCGAAGGAAAGACAAUCCCCUACGAAGGAGAUUCCGUUGUGUAUCCGGCGUUUGUGAACGAAGCCGCUUAUUACGAGAAGAAUCAAGCUUUCAUAAAAACUGUAAAACAAAAAUUAAGUGCCAAAGGCAUUAGAGCCUGUCUCUCUUAGAAAUGGGGAGAAUGAUUUUGUUAGGCUGAUUCCGCACUAACCUUGCUCCGUGCCAGGCUUCUGUUUCGCUCUGGAUCAAGUUAGCGAUUUCACAUCAGCUGUUCCGCACCGCUAUGUUGCACCGUGGCAACCUGCGGUUUGCCACACCACAGCGUAAACCUGUUUUUUCAGGUUUACGCUGCGGUGCGGCAAAUUGUGGGUUGCCCCGGUACAAAAUGGCUGCAUGGAGCAGCUGCUGCGAAAUCGCCAGCUUGCUCUGAAGAGAAAUGUAAGCCUGGCGCGGAGCAAGGUUAGUGCAGAAUCAACCUUAGUUAUAAUGUCUUAGGGACCAAUACAAUACAAGGCAGAUGUUUUUGGCCUCUGUAACUCAAGACGGCUGGAAUAUAUAGGAUAGGCCGUAACUUGGUUUGGGAAUUUAACUAAUCUUAAGUAGUGAGGAAAUAUUCUCAAGCACUUUGAAGGCAAUAUGCACUUACCAAAAAUUGUACGCGUUUAUACGAAUCUCCUAUUUUAGUGGAGUUUAUUUUUAUGCAUCGAGAUCAAGAAUUUAAAAGUUUUUAAUAUUAACAAGUUUAUUAAUAAGGCAAGAUGUUUUAUAUUUAAUGUAUCCUAUAGCUAUUUUCUGAGCCACGAGAUAGUUCACAGCCAUUAAUGAAAAGGAAAAAAGAGGUACCAAUGAAUUAAUUUAACCUUUAUUUUGUAGUGUUUUAUAAUGAUAAUGGAAUCUUUUUUCAGAUAAAUCCUACUGGGGGUGGGGUUUGCCAUGUAUUGCUGCAGCUCUUUUACGAGCACAGCCGCUCUAUCAGAACCAGGGUGGAUAUCCUAAUAUUAUGCAACAAGAAAUCUGCAGAGACAGAUUACACCAUGGAGAAUACUAGUUGUUGAAGCAACAUUCUGAGUCACACAUUAAUGUCACAAUAGAAAUAUUUUUGAAAUUGGGGUGAGCAGAUUACCAAAUGGCGUAAGGUAGUAGAUAGCCUAAAGUGAGGACAUCUUGCACAAAUUAUUGUUAAAAGACAGAAAACAGAUGUUUUUUUUUAAAAAAAAAAUCCCGGCAGAGAGGAAAACAACCAUUUGGAUAGCAUUCUUGAAUGUAAUUUUCCAUUCCAGUGAAGCAAAGGCAUGCCGCUCUUUAGUUUGAUCGUAUUGAAAUUAUUAAUCGGUAAAGUUCCUUGUUAACCCCACAGGUGGUGCUAAAUGAACUGUAUGUUUUUUGCCCCCCUUUUGAACUGAGCUAUUAAGGUUGUUAUGCAGACCACACCUCUUGCCUUUAGCUGGGGAAAAAAAAAAGAGAACUUUUUUAAAAUGCAGGAAUGAUUGAUGAGCGAAAGCUGAUACGGGAGAUGAAUGCUAUUGUGUCAUUUAAUUUUAACAUGUUGCAAUUAACUAUAAGGAAUGUACUGCACGAAUAAAACCACAAAACGUUCCUCAUCAA